This is a messenger RNA of Spinacia oleracea (spinach), 2552 nucleotides long. Its product is annotated as type I inositol polyphosphate 5-phosphatase 2. Bases 347 to 2218 code for a protein of 623 amino acids. The transcript is spliced from 10 exons. Gene Ontology annotation, biological process: phosphatidylinositol dephosphorylation. The record is from RefSeq and is a predicted model, not a curated record. Gene Ontology annotation, molecular function: phosphatidylinositol-3,4,5-trisphosphate 5-phosphatase activity; inositol-polyphosphate 5-phosphatase activity; phosphatidylinositol-4,5-bisphosphate 5-phosphatase activity. NCBI's taxonomy places the organism in Eukaryota, Viridiplantae, Streptophyta, Magnoliopsida, Caryophyllales, Amaranthaceae.
GUUGAAGCCAUGAAGCGUAGUGUCUGUCCCGCACAAUGAGAGCUUAAUGGUUUGCUAUAUCGUCGUAUGGUUGUUGUACUUUUGUGUGUAUCUUCCUCGAAGUUAUAAUCAAUUCCAUCUUUUUCCCUUGUUAAAUUAACGGUUUUAACUUUUAUAAUUGAUCCUCCACUUUAUAUUAUAAAUUGAAAUUCCACACAAAAAUUAAUCAAACCAAAAACAGUUGCUGGUUGUUGCUCUCUUCAAUUCCCAUUUUUUUCCACUGUUCACUACGUCGUCCCAAACUUCUUUCUUCUUCCUGCCUCCUUUUAAUUAGUGGCUCAGAAGAGCCGAAGCAUUCUGUGUGGCCAUGAAAACUCGACGAGGAAGACGUGAUCAGGCUUAUUGGCCGUCGCUGGUUAUGAAGAAAUGGCUUAAUAUUAAGCCGAAGGAGUACGAAUUUAGCGAAGAUGAUUUCGAUACUGAGACUGAAAGCGAAGAUGAUGCAAUUUCGUGUAAGGAAUCAAAAGUGAAGGAAGCCAAAGACCGUUUCCGUAGACCUGAGGGGAUCCGAUUCCAAUCCGCGUGCACAAAUCAAGUAUCAGACAAGCCGGAACGACAGUCGAAACACAGAAGAGGAAUUUCCGAAACGUUGCGAGUAGAAUACAUGAAAACAAAAGAUGUGAGAGUGACAAUAGGAACAUGGAAUGUAGCAGGAAGAUCUCCAUCUGAAGGACUUGAUAUAGAUGACUGGCUUUGCAUGGAGGAACCAGCUGAUAUCUAUAUUAUUGGUUUCCAGGAAGUGAUCCCCUUAAACCCAGGAAACGUACUAGGAGCAGAAGACAACAAACCAAUCCCAAAAUGGGAAUCAUUCAUCCGCAAAACCCUAAACAAAACAUCUGAACCUGAAGGAGCUUACAAAAGCUACAGUGCACCCCCUUCACCAAUCCUAAGACCAUCUUCAACAAUCGAUCCUCUUACAAUCGAAGCCAUUGUUAUACCUUCAAACGAAUCUUCAAUCACACGAAACCUAAGUCUCGAUUUAGGAAGACAUGAACUCAAAGCAAAAUACAGUGAAGAAACAAAAGCCUUGAUUAAAAGAAUCUACGGAAUUGACAGUGACAGAAGACUCACAAUCCCUACAAAUAACAACCCAUCUUCUACUCUGAAAUUACGCAGAGUUCUUAGCAGUUCAGGAAUGUCAGGGGUUUCUUGGUUAGGAGGAAACCCUCUUUCUUUUGAUACUAACAAUGGUGGAUUAAUGAAGAGGUUACAACCGAGUUUUGGUAACUUUAUUGAGGAAGAACUUCCUGAAAGGUCUGAAGAUUCUCAUGAGUCUGCUUCAGAUGCUUCUGAUGAAUUUUCAGGGGAAGAAGAUGAAGAUGGUUUUUUGUUUGGUUUACCAGAGGAGGAUAGUCCACCGAAUUUUGUUAAUGGUGGGAAUACACGUCGAAAGUAUGUUCGGAUUGUUAGUAAGCAAAUGGUUGGGAUUUAUGUUUCUGUUUGGGUUCGUAAGAAGUUGAGGAGACAUAUAAGUAAUUUGAAGGUUUUACCCGUUGGUGUUGGCUUCAUGGGUUACAUGGGCAACAAGGGAUCAAUAUCUGUAAGCAUGUCUCUGUAUCAAUCACGUAUGUGCUUCGUGUGCUCUCAUCUUACAUCUGGCCACAAGGAUGGAGAUCAAAACAGGCGAAAUGAUAAUGUGUAUGAAAUCAUUAAACGUACUCGAUUCACAUCCAUAAUUGAUGAUAAACAGCCACAUAACAUUCCUUCUCAUGAUCAAAUAUUCUGGUUUGGGGACUUGAAUUACCGCCUCAAUAUGACGGAUUCCGAGAUAAGAAAACAUGCUGCAAAAAAAGAAUGGAGUGAACUCAUUAACAGUGAUCAGUUAAGUACAGAGCUUCGCAGUGGACAUGUGUUUGAUGGAUGGAAAGAGGGGGCAAUCACUUUUCCACCUACGUACAAGUAUGAAAUCAACUCGGAUAGAUAUGUUGGCGAAAACCCGAAAGAAGGCGAGAAGAGGAGAUCACCAGCAUGGUGUGAUAGAAUACUUUGGUCAGGAAAAGGCAUAAAACAGCAUUUCUACAAAAGAUCUGAAAUAAAGAUAUCAGAUCAUCGUCCUGUUAGUUCUUCAUUCUCAAUAGAAGUUGAAGCUUUAGACCCCAGAAAGCUUCAAAGAACUCUUCAUUACAACACUGCAGCAAUACAUCCUGAGAUAUUUCCUGAUGCAGAUGGGCAUUUCUAACAUUAAGCAAUUACAGGUGUGAUCUUUGUUGAAGACGUACAAGCAAAAAAAAAGAUUAAAAAAAGAGUAUAUAUGUGAGUGUGUUUUGUAAUGUUUGAUUAAUACAUAACUAUAUAGUUUCUCACAUCAUUAGCAGUUCCUUUUAUAGCAAUCAAAAAAUGUACAGGAAAAAAGUUUAGACAAAUUCUUUUGUUUUAGAACAGAAAAAAACAUGAAUAAUGUACUUUCAGCUGUUCAGCAGCAGUAAGGUGCAUCAGUUUUGUAAUAUUCUGACUUUUUGUGAGCUUGUAUGAUAUAAUACAGUUUGUAAAAAUUUCAUCAGUUUGUUUUAGAA